This is a messenger RNA of Ctenocephalides felis (cat flea), 2199 nucleotides long. Its product is annotated as zinc finger protein 420-like. NCBI's taxonomy places the organism in Eukaryota, Metazoa, Arthropoda, Insecta, Siphonaptera, Pulicidae. The record is from RefSeq and is a predicted model, not a curated record. Gene Ontology annotation, biological process: regulation of transcription by RNA polymerase II. The transcript has a single exon. The coding region runs from base 280 to 2199 and encodes 639 amino acids. Gene Ontology annotation, molecular function: RNA polymerase II cis-regulatory region sequence-specific DNA binding; DNA-binding transcription factor activity.
GCUCGUCCGAAUAAAAAUAUUUUAAUAAGUGUUAGGCAGACAGUUUGGUACAUAGUGAACCAUUUUGAAUUUUAAAUAACGCGCCAUCUUGUUAAAUAUCAAUGCGCUUGAAUAGAUGUCUCAUCUUUCUGAAAAUAUACUCUAUGCUUCAAAUGUCAAAUAAUAAAUGCAAGUAAAGUUGAAAUCUUUAUCAUAUUAAAUCAGAUUGUUGAUUUAACUAGAUAUUAUUUAGCACACGAAUAUUUAGUGAGUAUAUUGGGGCAGUGAAAAUAUUUAAAAAUGUCGGAAGAACAAAUGGUGGUUAUCUAUGAUAAUGUAAUUAAAAUUGAACCACCAGAUUUUUCAGCAGUGGAUAUUAAACAAGAAAUAGAGGAUGAAUUGGAUGUUCAACAAGAAAUUGCAGGUGAAUUGGACGAUAAACAAGAAAUUGGAAAUGAAUUGGAUAUUAAACAAGAAAUGAAAGAUGAAUUGGACGUUCUUGAUGUUAAGGUUAAAUCUGAAUCGGUUUCUGAGAACGAUGAAACGUGUUUAGGAAGAUUCAUGGAUUCAGAAGUAACUAUAGAAGAAGUCAAAGAGGAAACAACGUAUGAAUGUGACAUUUGUAAUCAAUUAUUUGCAGAAUCGCAUCAGUUAAAGGAGCAUAUGGUAGAUCACAAGCCCAGUCAUAGCGAAGAACGCCCUUUCAAAUGCGAAGUCUGUUGUAAGACUUUCAAACAAUCAAGAGGCUUGAAGUCGCACAUGUUUACACAUUCUGAAGAAUGUCCAUAUAAAUGCAAUAAAUGCAAUAAAGCAUUCUCACAAUUUAGUAAUCUGAAAAGACACCUGCUCGUUCACAGUGGUGUGCGCCCUCAUGAGUGCACUACAUGCAAUAAGACAUUCACAGAAUUAGGUAGUCUGAAACGUCACAUGAGGAUGACACACAAUGGAGUACGUCGUCAUGAGUGUGAUGUAUGCAAUAAGACAUUCAAACAAUUACGUAAUCUGAAAAGCCACAUGCUGUUACAUAAUGAAGAACGCCCCCAUGAAUGCAGUUUUUGUGGUAAGACUUACACAGAACCCAGUAGACUGAAAAGACACAUGCUCAUUCACAGCAGUGAGCAUAUUAAUGAAUGCAAUAUAUGCAAUAAGACGUUCACAGAAUUUGGUAGUCUAAAACGACACAUGCUUCUUCACUUAGGAGUACGCUCCCAUGAGUGCAGCAUAUGCAAUAAGACAUUCAAUCGAAUAGAUCAUCUAAAAAAUCACAUGAUCGUGCACAGUGGUGAACGUCCUCAUGAAUGCAAUAUAUGCAAUAAGAGAUUCACAGAAUCAAGUACUCUAAAACGUCACAUGUUGAGGCACCAAGGACUGCGACCCCAUGAGUGCAAUGUAUGCAAUAAGACUUUCACAGAAUUUAGUAAGCUGAAAAGGCACUUGCAGAUUCACAGCGGUGAGCAUGUUCAUAAAUGCAAUGUAUGCAAUAAAAUUUUCACAGAAUUUAGUAAGCUGAAAAGGCACUUGCAGAUUCACAGCGGUGAGCAUGUUAAUGAAUGCAGUAAAUGCAAUAAGACAUUCACAGAACCUGAUGAUUUGAAACGUCACAUACUUAUGCACAAUGGAGUACAAACCCAUGAAUGCAAACUAUGCAAUAAGGCAUUCACAGAAUCAAGUGAACUUAAAAAGCACAUGCUUAGUCACAGUGGAAAGCAGCAUGAAUGCAAUAUAUGCAAUGAGGCAUUCACAGAUGCAGAUAGUCUAAAACACCACAUGAUAACACACAACGAAGUACCAUCCCAUGAAUGCAAUGUAUGCAAUAAGACUUUCACAGAAUUAAAUAAACUCAAAAGGCACAUGCGCAUGCACAGUGGGUCCCAUGAAUGCGAGAUAUGCAAUAAAACAUUCACAGAAGCAGGUAGUUUAAAACGUCACAUGCGCCUUCACGAUGGAGUACGCCCCUAUGAAUGCAGUGUAUGCAAUAAGACAUUCACACGAUUGAGUCAUCUGAAAGGUCACAUACUCAUUCACAGCGGUGAGCGUCCACUUGAAUGCAGUAUAUGCCAUAGGAGAUUCAGGGAAUCAAGUACUCUGCAAAAACACAAGCUGGUUCAUUACAAAGAGCAACCUUAUAAAUGUGAAAUAUGCAAUAAGGGAUUCACUCAACCGAAUGAUUUGAAGAGACACAUGGAACUUCAUAGUGGGAAGUGUGAUGAAAAUAAUUGA